Molecule: messenger RNA, 1047 nt
Organism: Microthlaspi erraticum
Lineage: Eukaryota; Viridiplantae; Streptophyta; Magnoliopsida; Brassicales; Brassicaceae
Source: the annotation of a GenBank genome assembly
AUGGCCGCGCUAACAGCUUCUUCUUCUUCUUCGUCUAUUACUCUGCUCAACAAGCCUUCUUUACCUAAACGCUCUUCCUUCUUCUCCUCUAAUUCACACUCUCGUCUUCUCCGAUUCUCUGCUUCUGCUCAUCCUCGUUCUCAAUCCGCCGCCAUACGCGCCGUUGCUCUCGAACCGGACUUAAACAAAACUCCACCUGUCCAAAUUGAGGAAACUCAGGUUUUCGCUUGUCCUGUUUGCUACGAACCACUUCUGAGGAAAGGACCUUCAGGUAUCAACCUGCAAGCAAUCUACAGGUCAGGAUUCAAGUGUGGGCAAUGUAAGAAGACAUACUCUAGCAAAGAUGAAUACUUGGAUCUUACCGUCACUGCUGGUUUGGAGACUUUCAGUGAAGCCAAACCCAUCACCACCGAGCUCUUUCGGAGUCCAUUAGUUUCAUUUUUGUAUGAAAGAGGUUGGCGAGACAACUUCAAGCGAAGCGGCUUUCCUGGUGCAGAGGAAGAGUUUAGAAUGGCUGAGGAAUACUUCAAAGAAGCACAAGGAGGAGUUCUUGUGGAUGUUAGUUGCGGAAGCGGUUUGUUCUCAAGGAAAUUCGCAAAGUCUGGCAAGUACUCUUGCGUGGUUGCUCUCGACUAUUCCGAAAACAUGCUUCGUCAGUGCAAUGAGUUCAUCAAGAACGAUGAUACUUUCGGCAGCUCGACUAAUAUAGCCGUUGUGAGAGCAGACGUCUCUCGCCUCCCUUUCCCUUCUGGCUCUGUUGAUGCAGUUCAUGCUGGUGCUGCCUUGCACUGUUGGCCUUCUCCUACAAACGCUAUUGCUGAGAUAUGUCGUGUUCUGAGAAGUGGGGGUGUGUUUGUUGGGACGACGUUUUUAAGAUACAGUCCUUCGACUCCAUGGAUUAUAAGGCCUUUCCAAUCGAGGAUUCUGCAGAGCUACAAUUACUUGAUGCAGGAUGAGAUCAAGGAUGUGUGUACGUCAUGUGGUCUCACAGGUUAUGUAGACAUUGUUGAUGAUUCUUUUAUCAUGUUUACUGCUCGCAAGGCGUAG